AGUAUUUGGAUGGACAGUUCCUUAUCGUUCAUGUCUUGUUUAGUCAAUGUAUAUAUAAAACUGUGUUCUCAUAAAAAAAAGCAGUCUUGACGUUUUUUUUUCUGGGACAAACGCGGUUUUCACGCGCUCUUUCUCUCCCCUCUUUUCUAGAAAAAAAAAAAAAGCUCUCUUUCACACCUUUUAUAUAUUGAUUACCCAACAUGAGUACUGCCAUGGAUAUCGAUGCACCCAAUGUGAGUGAAUCCAAUUCAGAAACCUCGGACUUUUACGCCCCUUGGCUCGAAAAGUACAGACCAAGAGUAUUGGACGAUAUUGUUGGUAACGAAGAUAUCGUUUCUCGCUUAAAAGUUAUUUCAAGAGACGGUAAUGUGCCAAACAUUCUCCUCGUUGGUAUGUCUGGUAUCGGUAAAACCACCAGUAUUCUGUGUUUAGCUGCUGAAUUACUCGGUCCUUCCUAUAAAGACGCCGUACUUGAAUUAAAUGCAUCCGACGACAGAUCGAUCGACACAGUCAGAGACAAUAUUAAGAAAUUCGCACAAAAGAAAGUGACGUUACCACCUGGAAAGCACAAGAUCAUUAUUUUAGAUGAAGCCGAUAGUAUGACGGGAGGUGCACAACAAGCUCUCCGUCGAACCAUGGAACUUUACACAAAUACCACACGAUUUGCUUUAGCCUGUAACGAAUCCAGUAAAAUCAUUGAACCACUUCAAUCGCGUUGUGCCGUCUUACGAUAUGAAAAGUUGACAGAUGAGCAGGUCUUGCAUCGUUUAUUACAAAUCUGUGAGAAAGAGAACGUCCAAUAUAACGAUGAAGGCUUAGAGGCUAUUAUCUUUACAGCGGAUGGCGAUAUGCGACAAGCCAUCAACAAUUUACAGGCCACCCAUUUUGGCUCUGAUUUUGUCAAUGAAGAAAACGUCUUCAAGAUCUGUGACCAACCUCAUCCUGCCAUUGUCAAGGAAAUUCUCGAUAGUUGCUCUCGUUGUGAGAUUGAUAAAGCCGUUGGUCUGAUGAAGAAGCUGUUUUAUUCGGGUUAUGCAGCCGUGGAUAUCGUCACUACCUUUUUCCGGGUUGCUAAAUCCUAUGUUGAUAUGGACGAACAGUUUCGUUUGGAUUGUAUGAAACCCAUUGGUGAAACAAACUUGAAGGUGAAUAAGGGGUAUAUUUCUUUAUUACAACUUGAGGGUAUGUUGGCCGAUAUUUGUAUGGUCUCUCCAGCCUUUGCCACCUUGUAAUUUAAUAAUCAUAAUAAUAAUAAUAAUAAUAAAAAAAAAAAAAAAUGAUUUUUUAUUGUUU
This is a messenger RNA of Mucor mucedo, 1293 nucleotides long. Its product is annotated as P-loop containing nucleoside triphosphate hydrolase protein. Gene Ontology annotation, cellular component: DNA replication factor C complex; nucleus. Gene Ontology annotation, molecular function: ATP binding; ATP hydrolysis activity; DNA binding. Lineage: Eukaryota; Fungi; Mucoromycota; Mucoromycetes; Mucorales; Mucoraceae. Gene Ontology annotation, biological process: DNA-templated DNA replication; DNA repair. The transcript is spliced from 5 exons. The record is from RefSeq and is a predicted model, not a curated record. The coding region runs from base 201 to 1232 and encodes 343 amino acids.